GUUCAAUUAAGAAUUAUUUUCCAAACUUUCUUCCAGCUGAUGCCUGCUGCAUCAAGAAAAUCACGAGCAUACAGCACCAAUGUUGAAUCAGCCUCAAAGAGUGAGCCCCUGGGACAGUCAAAAGGUCGUUAUAUGGUAACCCUUAUUCCAGGGGAUGGCGUUGGACCAGAACUUUGUCACAGUGUGAAGAGAGUGUUUAGGUAGGCUUUUUUAAGUGCAAGGUUAUCUCAACGUCCAAAUUUAACAUAACAGUGUGUUUUUUGUAGGUCAAAGUGAAAUUCCAGCUAAAAUGGUUUCAACCUGAUUGAUUCUCACUUAUUCCUAACCCUAAUCAUUGGCAGAUCUAGGGGAGGGGCCAAGGGGUCCCAGGCCCCCUUCUUAUUUUUAGGCCAAACUGAAGCCUGCAAGACUGAUAAGAAUAUUUUUUGAGCCCGGGCCCCUCUCUUUUCUUAGUUCUCUGGAUCUGAAUUCACCACUGCUAACAUUCAUGAUCAUGAUACCUGAAUUUCAUUUCAUCUAUAUGUAUGUGAUUCAUUCUCAUUCACUCACUCACACUGGUUCUUUUUUUGUUAGUGCUGCUGGGGUGCCUGUAGACUGGGAUGAAAUUCCAAUCAGGUAAGACUUACACUGGAUAUUUGUCACAAAGUAAAUUAUCUAAAAACAAAAAAAUAAUCUAACCCAAAACUGAUCCACCACAAUGCCAAAUGCUUCAUUGCCAACAUAAUGCAGUUUUUUUUGCAAUGAUGUUUUUAUCUCUGACUCCUAACAUACUGCAAGUUCCAAACUAAAAAAAGUGAGCCUAACUUAAGUUGUACAAUACAUAGUAGCGGCAGAUGACUUGUCCAAAAAUUUGGGCAGCCAUUGCCUAAGAAUGCAAAAAGUCUACUUCCAGUUGACAUGCCUCGCUCAAAAAAGUCUUUGCUCCCUUCUCCUCAUUUAUUAACUAAAACAACUGCACGCUUGUCUUUGAUUCUUGAAGAGCUAGUGCAGGGGCUUCCUUACCUUGUGAUCAUAGUAAUUAUUUACUAUUUUCCAUCAUUUCAGUGAUGUGAGCUAUGGUAGCAGAUAUACUUUGGAUGAUGUUGUUCAGUCGAUGAAGAAAACUGGAGUAGGUUUAAAAGGUGGGAGCUGCGAAACUGUCAGCUUACGGUACUUAAAGGGUUCCAAACCAGCUGAAGCUAAAACCACUGUUCUUUUUGUUGUUGUUGUUGUUGUUUUUAUUUUUUCAAAUCAAAACACUUAAUCAGCUAACUUUCACUGAUUCUUACUUCCAGGUGCUUUGACAACACCAUCCAGUAUCUCCAGUCAGGAUCACUUAUCACUUAAUCAAAAAAUGAAGUAAGUAUACAGACAUAAUAUACUCCCAUUCCAUUAGUAAUUUCUCCUAAACACUCAAGAAACAGGUCACGAGAACACAUGGGAUCCUCACAUCUGAUUAGAAUUAUCAGGACAUUAACCUUCGUUUAUUAUUGUCCUUUAACCUUCACCUGGUUAGCUCAAUUGGAUAAGCACUGGUCUGCUGAGCGGGGCAGGCCACUGGUUCAAACCCCAGCCGCACCAACUCUCAGGGACUUUAAAUAACUUACUGUGAGACAUAAAAGAACCCAUACACCAUUCCUAAAGAGUAGUGGAUGAGUCACCAGUGUUGUGGUCUAUCUCGGGGGGGGGGGGAGGGGAAUGGCCCCACAUAUUGGCCGGCCCUUUUGGUGGGGGUCCUCCCGCCAUGGGAAACCUAAGUUCCAGAGAAACCCCUUAACUCGACCCCCUUUGGGCCCAAAAAUACUGGGUCUUCACACCAAGUGGUUGCCCUAACGGGGCUACGAAAAAUUUUUAAAAUAUCUCGGGGGGGGGGGGGAUGGUAAUGGCCCACAGUAUGGCCAGGCUCUGUUGUAGUGGCUCUGCCAGCAUUGGCAAACCUAAGUACAGUAGAAUCCCAUUAAUGCGACCACUGUUGGGCCAUAAAAUCCUGGUCGUAAUAACAAGGUGGUUGCAUUAACGGGGUCAAUAAAAUUAUUAAGAAGACUCAGUGAUUUUUGCUCUUGGGUCAAAAGAAUAAGGUUGUAAUAACAAGGUGGUCGUUUAAACGGGGUAGUCGAGAGGCGAGGUUCCACUGUAAAUAAGCUGCUUGUACAGGUAGCUCUUAAAAGUGGCAAAGUCAAUUUAAUUCUUGGUGAUUGAUCAGACCUUCCAAUAAUCUUCAAAAUUUCUGGCUAUCUGAGACCCCAGUGAAAUUCCUUUUACUAGAUCCCACACACUAGCUGACAGGGUAUUUAAAAGUCAUGGUGGCUGCCAUAAAAAUAAAAAAAGUUCUAAUCAGGUGUGGGGUUACUCUGUGUGGGAAGGAAGUGAUCACCAGAUUCAAUUAACCUUCUAAGCCCCAAUAUAUCCACAUACAAAUUCUCCAGAAUGAUGUCUGUAGAUUUUCCUCAAAAAUAGGUGGACGGAAUUGGAUGGAAGAUGAAAGCAUUUUCACUUUGGUGAUCAUUUUCUUAAUUCUCAUAAUCUUUACCCUUGAUGAUGUAUUGAUUUCCUUAGGAGAAAAUGGAUGUUGGUCACUUGGGAGACUUCGGGGUUAAGCAUUUGAAGUACAUUGUAUGUUUUCAGAUACGGUGGAGUGGAUAGGGCACUGGACUAAGCCUCAGUCUUGCGGUUGUAGGGUUAAGCGUAGCCUGACAUUUUGCAACACCUCCACUGGUUUCCCCACAAAAUGACUUCUGAUAAAUGAGCACAGAAAUUCUAUACUGAUGACCAGUCACUACAACCCAGUUCUUGGUAGUGCUUCUGAUUGGCUGAAAAUUUGCUUCAACCGAGCGGAAGCAAUACCCUGUGCUCAUUUCUCAGGUAUCAUUUGGCAGGGAAACCAGCGCUGGUGUCGCAAACUGUUGGUUAUUUUCUCAGGCUUGGUUAAGCAGAGUUGGAGUCGUUUCUCUUAAGCCCAAGGUUUAACUACUCUGUCACACAUAGCUGACUGGUUUGUCUCCUUCUAGUUGUAUAUCUUAACCUUUGAUCUUAGCUUAGAUAGUGGCAGGAGAACCAUAGUAAAACCUUUGGUGAACCAGCACUCUAUGUUACCCUUGUUGAAUAAAGGCAUAUGUUAUUUAUGUUUGUUUUCAUAAUGACUUAAUGAGUCAAUCCUUUUUACUUGCAGAACAGAGCUGGACCUGUUUGCAAAUGUUGUCCACUGUAAAAGCCUUCCAGGUUAUAACACCAGGUACCAUUAAUUCCUCUUCCACUAAAUGUGUUAUUUCAUUUGGUUUUAAUUUGUUGAUAUAUCCGACGGUGCAGCAUUACAGAAUGAUUACUUUUAUCUCACAAGUCACUUGAAACUAGUUGUAUGACCAUACUUACCACACCUUCCUCACAACUUAAUGGAGAUUAUGUUUGCUACCAUUGUCUGAAAGGUUAACUCUUGUUGACUCAUUGUGAUUUAUAUGAGAUAGACUGGGGAGUAAUCGUGAAGAACCCCUCCCCUAAACUGUCUGUUGGUCAACUGUCGCCAACGGUUAACCAACACAUGACUGACAUAUUACAUACACCUUACCAACAAUAAACUGCACAAAAAACUGUUAAAAAUGAAACUAAAGACAGUUUGUCUCGCCAAAUAACCUUUUUACUAUGAACCUACCUGGGGUUCCUGGGGUUCCUGAGGUAAGCUCUUUUUGCUAUAAAAGUCAUACUAGUAUCAUACAACCUACCAGGGAGGGCAGAAAAUGACUCUGUAGCUACAGCAGAUCUGAUUAGCUCUUGGAAAUAAGGGGUCAUGUUUCCUUAAUCUCCUGUGGGACUUAAAAUUAAUUGUUAAUAAAAUAAGUCCUGUUUUCUGUAUAUCAAACUCAUCACCAAUUGAUGAUCUUGGGAACUGGUGCCUAAAAGGUUAGCAGGGGAGGCCGAAUGCCAAAUAAGGCAAGGAGGUAACCAGGCAACCCUGGAAGCAGGAACCACUCCUGCCAGCCACCAAUAACGGACACCGUCAUACUGAGAAAAAACUAAGUGGAAGAGUUACUUACCAAGUGAAAUACUUACCUGCGCACCCACACAUGAUAGCAGGGAGAGAGGAGAGGGAGCAAGUUUCCGCAAAGAUUCACCAACACAAAAGCUUAAGUGAUCCACAGUGAUCAGCUAAAAAUAGCUUGCUAAUGAUGCCAAUGGUAACAAUCCUGAAAGCCCCAAAUGGGCCACCCCACACGUCACGCACACUAAAAUGGGGAACACCGCUGGCAGCAUUGGCUCAAGGUUAACUUAGCCUAAAUAAAAUUUAGCCACAUCAAAAUUUCUUAUCUUUGUUAGACAUAAAGAUGUAGAUAUGAUAAUUAUCAGAGAGCAGACAGAGGGAGAAUACACUAGCCUGGAACAUGAGGUCUGUAAUUUUUUCAUGUUUUCCUUGAAAGAUAUGAUAUUCUUUAGUCAGAGUUUAACAUGGAACAAUAUGUAGAUGUUAAUGUUUUUCACCUUUUCCUGGCUUUUUAAAAAUUUCUUUUCAUACCCUUAGUGCAAUGUUUCAAUAUAUUUCCCACAAUUUUUUUUUCUAUUAACCAGUCUCGAUCAAGAUCCUCAAGAUUUCUAUUAACCCUAUUUCUAUUUUAAAAGUCUCAAGAGUGUCCAACAUCAACUUUCUCCCAAAAAUACAAUUAUUAUGUCUAAACACAAUAAGAGAAAUUAGGUUAUGAGAGUAAGUAAACUGAUCACUUAAAUGAAAAAGCUUACAAUGGAGGUCAAUAUGGAGAAUCUGUAUGUGGAUCUUGGGACUUAAAGGGCUAACCAAUCUCCGUCAAGAUCAUCUUUUUAUUAGCUUCCUUAAGGCCAUAACCAUGUCCCUGUAUUUCAUGUAAUGUGGUAACAGCUCUUUCUGAUUUUACUAAAGAACAGUGUUAGGGACUUCUGUGAGGUACUAUUGUAUUUCUUGUGUUGAUUGGUAACAGAGUGUGCCAGGAGUUGUAGAAAUGAUCAAGGUUAUCACAAGAAAGAAAUCAGAAAGGAUUGCUAAGUUUGCUUUUGACUAUGCAACAAGGCACAAGAGACAGAAAGUCACUGCUGUUCACAAGGCAAAUAUUAUGUAAGUUCAAGUUGUUCUGAAGCAAAUUACAUGUAUUGGUGAAUAGUUAAUGUCAUACAGCUGCUUAUACACUGUAACCCUUCAGCUCCUUAGUCAUCACCACCAUCUAAAAUCUCAAGUUGUGUAUUAUGAAAACUUGUCACUCAAAUACAUUUUGACGAUGUCCAAAAACAUGGACUGUUGUUUGUGUUUUACUUUGUUCCUUUUUGUUGUUCCUCAAAAUGCAGUAUAUGGGGUUUUCAUAGUUAAAUAAUUGUCAAAUUCAAAAACAAAUCCUUGAAAAGUCCGUAAAGUUUUUUCAUCUCCGAAAAGGAAAUUUUACUGUAGAACUGUAGUUUGAAUCAUUAAUUUCAUGAAGUGAAACAUGUUAAACUAACCAAGUAAGAAAACUUUUUAAUAGGGAAAAUGGAAUGUAACAGGAGACAAACAUUAUCUGCAACGUGUAUACAGAAUUUGCCAUUUCAUUUGUAAAUUGUCUAUUCUCUCAAUAGGAAGCAAGGUGAUGGUUUGUUUUUGAAAACUUGUGAGCAAGUUUCCAAACUGUACCCAAAGAUCAAGUUUGAAGGAAUGAUCGUAGACAACACAUGUAUGCAGGUAUAACCUAGUCAUUCUCAACUUCUGCCACCUAGUUCUGUAAUGAAAUAAUGCAGGAAGAUUUGUAAGGAAAGUUUGUCCACUGGCGAGUGCCUUUAACCACCACCUGGUCAGCUCAGUUGGGAGAGCACCAGUCUGCUGAGUGGCAGGUCACAGGUUCAAACCCCGGCCAGACCAACACUCAGGGUCUUAAAAUAACUGAGGAAAAGUGCUGCCUUUGGAAUGACAUCUGCAAAUGGUUAGACUUCUAGUCUUUUCAGAUAAGGACGAAAAACCUUAGGUCCCAUCUCACAGCACUUUUCUGAACACUAUUCUGUUCUUUGUGGGACUUAAAAGAACCCACACCAUUGUUCAAAGAGAGUAGGGGACGUAGACCCUGGUGGUGUGGCAAACCUUUCCUGGGCUGGGUGGGUUAUCUGUAAGUACACACUUCAAUUAUUGAAGCUUGCUCUGUUGUGUGUUCCGCACCAUAUGGUGGAAGUGAUUAUAAAAUAAAUAAAUAAUAAAUAACACUAAUAUGUACUUUUUGACUGAGUGGGAGGGCCGGACGGGAUUUCAAUUAUUUACCGUAUUUAUUCGACUAUAAGCCGAUCUCGGCUAUAAGCCGAGACCCCAAACUUUGAAGGUGUAGACUUGGCAUUACGAGAACCAAAAAUAAAUAGAAAACACCCGGCUAUAAGCCAAGACCCAUUCAUUAUUACAAGACUGAAUUGUUAACUACGGGAAAACCUAACAUUUUCGGAAAAAAAUCACAUUUUUUUUCAAAAACGUUUGGCUAUAAGCCGAGACCCCCUCUAGAGCCCAAAUUUUAAUUCACUUCAGUUUUAAUUUGUGUAAAAAUCGCUCGGCUUAUAGUCGAAUAAAUACAGUAGCUCAAGGUCCAUGCGUCCUGACCAAGAGCCAAAUGUUUUCCUGUCCAGCCCAACCUAACUCAUUCAAUAAGCAUUUUAUCAUAUGACCAUUGUGUUUUUGAAUAUUUCUGACGGACCGAACCCACAUCUGUCAAUAUGCUUUUUUAGCAGGGCCGAAUGCAUUUCUCUGGCCCUUUCACUUGACGCGUUCAGCGAUCAUUAGGGAUUUUUUUUUUCAUAUGGUUUUUCAGUGAAAUUGCAUGCGGGGCUGUAUCAUGGGUCAUAUUAUAAAAAUAUUUACCGUAUGUUAAAUAUGCAGCUAUCAGCUAUUAAUAUACAUGUAAAGUAGUUUCUGACAAAUCAUUGAAUUUUAUUCAAAGCUUUCAAUUCUUAUACAAUUCAUUUAUCACUUAAAAUGAUAUACAGGGUUUUAUUGAUAAGGUAAUCUUGAAGAGAGAAAGGGUUUUCUGAUUUGCAGGGCACCUAGGCAUCUUUUAUUUACCAGGCCUGGGUUGUCCAAACAUUGGACAGUUUUAUGCACCAGAUAAGUCACUAUCCAGUGAAUAAGUGUUAGGGAAACUAAUUCCGCCAUCCAGUGGAUAGUGAUUUAACAACUGGUGCCUGGAUUCUGUUGACAGCUCAGCAUUUUCUACAGUCCAAACAAAGCUGUUACCAUUUCAAAAACAUUGUCAAACUUCAACUCAAAGCAGGGAAAAUUUUGGAAAGGAAUUUGACAAGCAAGGUGGCACAACUAUCUGGACUUUAGGCCAAAUAUCCACCCCUGACAUCUUUUACUCUACUUAUCUUUUUGUGUUUCCUUUUGUUUUGUUUAUCAGCUGGUAGCCAAACCCCACCAGUUCGAUGUGAUGGUCUUACCCAAUUUGUAUGGCAGUAUUGUAGACAAUGUUGGAGCAGCAUUGGUAGGUGGUGCUGGCGUGGUGCCUGGAAAAAGUCUUGGAAGCAACUUUGCCAUCUUUGAACCUGUAAGUAUCUGUCAUAGAGACCAUAACUAUGCUGAGAAAAGUUUGAAAUAGAAUUCCUUACUAGUAUUUCUUGUUUUUGUUACAGUAACUUCAAGGGUAUAAUAAUAACUGGCAACUAUUUUAAUAUAAUAUUAUAUAUAAUAUGUACUAAAAUCUUGAUUUUCUGUUUGUAAACCUGACAACUAACAGUAGAAUGUGAAAGUACUACUGAGAGCGUUUCAUUUGAAUCAUCAGUUCUUAGGAUUUUGUUCGCGGAUUCAGAAGUUACAUCUUCAUACCAAAUGAAAUAAUAGUUCCAUGUGAAAGUACCACUGAAGAGCUUUCAUUUGAAUGGUCACAUCACAGGAUCUUGUUCACACGUUCAAAAGUUAGAGCGUCACGCUAUCCGAUACCAUUUUAAAUUACUACAAAAGAGGUCUCAUUUGAAUGGUCACAUCUUAGGAUUUUGUCUAUCUAAAGCUAGGAGUCCACAGUUAAAUCAUUGACACAAAGUUUCCUUGAAUUUUCAGGGAGCCCGUCACACGUACGCUCAAAUGGCAGGAAGAAAUAUUGCAAAUCCCACAGCGAUGAUUUUAGCUGGUGUGGACAUGUUGGAGCAUAUGAAGUAAUAAUCAUUUGAUUGAGCUCUCUAAAAGAUGUUCGUCUUUUAAAAAUGAAUGAUUUUGUCCAUCUUUAAAUUUUCAGUGGUGUCUGAAAACAUUUUAGCAACUGAUCAUUUCCUUUUGGGUGACAGGAUAUGGUUUAUUUCUGAAGCUUAGAAUGGUCAAUAGCGAAAAAGAGCCACCCACCAUUGAACAUUUCCGGUAAAAACGUCUCUAAUUUGGGAAAGUCCAUUAAAACCAAUCCACUUUUUUGUUUUACAGUCUGGGAUUCUAUGCAAAAAUGAUCAGUGACGCUCUUCAAAAGACCAUCUCUGAAGGACAGGUGUGUAAAGUUAACAUUAAAAGAGUCUAG
Messenger RNA from Porites evermanni, 8435 nucleotides. Lineage: Eukaryota; Metazoa; Cnidaria; Anthozoa; Scleractinia; Poritidae. The record is from the annotation of a GenBank genome assembly.